GAGACAGAUGAUAAGGGAGGUAGCACCCUGGACGUGCUCCUUUCCUCCUCCUACUGCAGAUCUCAGGAUCGCCUCUCCAGACACCUCUCCCAGCUCCACCCGGAGCUAACCAUGCCUAUGUUCUCAGAAAUCACUCACAGAUUUCAGACAGCUAGACCAGAUGUUCGUCAACUUUUACUUGAGUAUUUGCUGCCUUGGCUUCACAACAUGGAGCUAGUAGAUCCAAAUGUCCCUCCAAGCAACCCACUAUCCUAUUACCAGUGUGUCAAUGAUAGCCGAUCUAAUUUGAAACGUGAAGGAUGGGGAUCAGUUGAAGCUACAGAAAUGGUUUUAAAUAAUCUGUUUUAUAUCACUGCAAAGUUUGCUGAUGAGCACGCAAAAGAAGUUGAACAGGUAUGGGCAACUUUAUGUUCCUGUUGGCCAAACAACCUCAAGGUCAUCAUUAGGUAUCUUAUAAUCAUCUCUGGAAUGGCACCGAAUGAGCUUUUACAAUAUGCUAAAAGGGUAGUAGUAUACCUUGCUCGUGCCCAGACUGACCGGCUGUUGGAUGAGAUGAUGGUGGAGCUACAUACUGUCGAAACCCUCUCUUGGCUGAUAGAAAGGACUGAAACUCCUCCAUUUUACAGAUUGACAAAUGUGAGGAAGGCAUCAAAUCAUUCAGAUCCUGGCCAGCCUGAGCCAAGGGAACAAGCGACAGAGCGGGGGACGAUCCAUACUAAGAGGCACUCAGGAGAAGAUCAGUCUAAAAUGACAUGUAAGUCUGACACUUUAGUAAGGUAUGGCUUUACUCCACCGAGAGGAGCUGACAAAAUUAGAACUGCCUCUGGACCUGCUGGUCUUCUAGAAGAGAUAAUGAGUCCUAAUGUUGACUGUGAGAAUGUUUGCUGUGAUGAAAACCAACGUUAUGACAUUCCCCAACCUCAUCCUCUUCCGAUGCCAGAAUAUGGUGGUUAUUUUGCACCCUUAACUGAGUAUCUGCCUGACACCCUGCAACCAAGCACUGGAUUUCACAGAUGCAAUGUUGCUGUGAUGCUGCUGAGUGAUGUGGUAUUAGAUGCUCCUCAGAUCGACUGGUCCAUUCACUUGCCGCUGAUGCUCCAAGGCUGCUUUCUUGGUCUAGACCACUCCCGUCCUCUUGUCACUUCACACUGCAAACAAUUGCUCCUUAACCUGCUUGUGGUCCUGGCUGGUCAUUCAGAUCACCUUGCCAUCGCUCAGAUACUGCUCAACAGGAAAACUAUUCAGCUGGGGCUUGGAAUAACCACACCUUCCAUUCCUGUUGUUGAACAUAAUUUCACUGAAGUUGAUUUAGAAUUUGAUAGUUACCUACAAGGCCCUAUGACAUCUAAUCCUCCUGGUGUUCCGGCCAUCCCUUCUUCUGGAGUGGAAUCUGGCCCACCACCCCCAGCUCCAGUGAUAGUAGUUGCGGAGGAGCCAACAAACUGGAGCCAGCCUGGUCCAAAUAUGCCAUUAGCUGAUGUUGUGAAAUCUCUAAUUGACUUCAUUGCAUCUAGACAAAACCAGGUGGUAUGGAAUUAUGAAGAUAUCACAGCAAAAGUCUGGUCUGUGCGGAGUGUUGAACAGAUGGAUAUAUUCUUACAGCAUGUGCUGAGAAUCUUCCGAGAGUCCCUACCUCACGCUCACAUCUCAGAAAGGUGGGGGCAGAUUGCUCUGCAGCUCGGUCUCUCCUGCUCUUCGAGGCAUUACGCUGGGAGGUCACUACAGGUUUUUCGAUCAUUACAUUUGCCAAUUACUUCUCGUAUGCUGUCAGAAAUUCUGUCUAGGCUUGUUGAAACUGUUGCUGAGCAGGGAGAAGACAUGCAGGGAUAUGUUACGGAACUGCUCCUUACUCUUGAAGCAGCUGUUGAUUCCCUUGAAUCAGAUUUUCGUCCUCUCGACUGCAUGAAGGAGAUUUUUAAAUCGACACCCAAUCUCAACAACAAGGAAGGUGGAAAACGUGGGCCUGGUAUCCCUGGAAUCUGUCCACUUUCUAACAACCAUACAAGAAGUACAUCUUACUCUGUUUCCUAUUCCAUGAGACGUGCAAAUUUGGAUACAAAGAUCGAUCUGAGGUGUCUGACGGUUUUGUCAGAGGUUGACAGUGGAGGAGGCUCUGGGGUUUGCUCUGGUAUGGGUGGAGGUCGCUGCUCUCCUCGUUACAACACUAACCUGACUCGCUCUCGCUCAGCCCAGUCGCUACGACUGCUUGGAGAUUCAGCUGCAACUCAGGAGGAUAAAAUGACUCUUCUCAGUCAGCUGUUCUGGCUCUCUCUGUCAUUGCUGCAAUCAGACUAUGAGCAUGAGUUUCUAUUGGCUCUUCGCCUCUUGGAUAGGCUCCUCCAUCGACUACCCCUCGACAGGCCCGAUGCCAGGGACAAGGUAGACAAACUACAGUCACAGCUCAAGUGGACCAAUUUCCCAGGGCUUCAUGCUCUACUCCUGAAGGGGUGCACAAACAGUAGCACAUAUGAGCCAGUGAUUGGAGUAUUGUCGCAGAUUAUACCUCUACUGCAUCUCCCAGUUGUUGAUCCAUCGCAGAAUUUGGCCUUCCCAAUGACCGUUAUUGCCCUACUUCCUUACAUGCUUUUGCAUUAUGAAGACGCUAACCAUAUCUGUAUAAUCUCUGCUGAAAAUAUUGCACAGGUCAGCAAUGAAAAAGGAAAAAAGUUGGAAAACCUCGGCACAGUUAUGACUCUCUAUUCAAGAAGAAACUUUAGCAAAGAAAGUUUUCAGUGGACGAAAUGUGUUGUUAAAUAUCUAUAUGAUACAUAUGCCCAUCUUAGUUUGAACAUGCUUGCUUUUUUGGUUGAGGUUCUGGAGAAAGGACCAACUAUAGUGCAAUUACCUGUGCUGAGUAUUAUCCACUGUAUGUUACAUUAUGUUGAUCUCGCCCUCCCAGGAGCACAGACACUUUAUGCUGAUCUUUUAAAAGUUAUAUCGAAAUACAUUGAGGGUAGCCAUUGGAAAGAAGCUCUGAAGGUGCUGAAGCUUGUUGUCACACGCAGUUCUACUCUAGUCGCUCCCCCACUCACUAGUCAUCACACACACUGGGAGCCUUCGCCACAUCUCUCGUUUACAGAUGUUGAACUAUUCACCAAGAAGGAGCUGCCAGGACGGACCAUGGACUUCACAUUUGAUGUUACCAAAACCCCCCUCAUCGGCCUUAAAGCUAAGACCAAAGGAAAAGAAGAAGGAACAGAAGAGGCUAACAGUUCAUCACCGAGGAGGUCAGUAUCUCUUUCUCCAGCUGACAGCCUAAGUGUUCCAGGCUGGAAGAGGCCGUGGAUCUCACAGGGAAGAGUUCGAGAAUCACUUGUUAAUCUCCUGACAGCAUGCGGACAAAGAGUCGGCUUGCCAAAGAGCCCAUCUGUGAUAUUUAGUCAGAGUUCUGAGGUCAUGGAGCGCCAGAGUAGUGUUGCUUCGUCAACCGAAGAAGUUUCUGGUCCUGAUCUAUCAGCUGGCUCACAGAACCCAGAUCAUUUUGGUGUUUUUAAAGACUUCGAUUUCUUGGAGUAUGAGAGUGAGAGUGUUGAGGGUGAAAGCACGGACAACUUCAAUUGGGGCGUUCGUAGAAGAGUACUUAGUGAAGGAGAUGGAGAACUAGACCCAGCCUUGCGUAUGUUGGAGGAGUCUGUUAGUGAAACAACACCGGUCCUAUCUACGAGGAAGCCAUAUGGGGGAAGUGAAGGUGUUGAAGAGUCAUCCGAUGAUGAAGUUGGUUCUGAAAGUCCAUUAGAUGAACUUGCUCCUGGUGAGUUUGUGCCAUCUUCGCCUGGGUGCCAGCAGUACACGGCUCUGUCUCUUUCUCUCAGGGAGAGAAGUAAUUCUACCACUCACUCAGAUACCAGUAGCUCCAGUGUUGGCGAUCUGGGUGAGCUUACUCCUUGCAACGCCUCUCCCAACUUGUCUGGGAUCAUGGCAUUCAGACCAAUUGCCAGGCAAGAUUCUGAGGAAGCCUGGAGGGUCCAUAUACAAUCUCUAGUUUCUCAUGUGCCGACCUCUCCUCUCCACAUUUUCCAUCUUUUACAUCGCGUAGUCAAGGAGGUUAUUAAGAAGAGUGUGUCACUGAGCCGUGAGGCUUGCCAGCUUUUGUGUGACUUUGAUGGUCUAUCGUCACCACUUGGCUCCCUCGGUGAAAAGUUAGCAACGAUCCAAGACCCUCCCUUGGUCUGGUUUUCACCGGACAGAAUAGUUUCCCACACCUUGUCUGAUACUCUUCGCUUUGGCAUGCUUGAACUCAGAGAGCACUUAGACACCUUUCUCGAUAGAAAAGACCAGGCCUCAGAGUGCAUAGAAAACAUGAAGGUUACUCAAAAACUUAAUGAGUGCCCUGAAAUGUGUGUAAUCUUAGAAACAGGAAGGAGCCUGUAUAAGCUUCAUUUUCAACUGGUGCUUCUCCUCGAAGCAGCCAACAAAAUGUAUUCCGUCCUCACAACUACUGCACAAGACAACAAAUUGCAGGAUGUAUCUUCGGAUGUGAUAGCAAUAAGGAAGAACCUGAUGAAAGCGUCCGCUGAAGAACAAGGUGAGGUAGAAGCCAGUUCAUUGCCUGAACUUGAUUCAGUCGUCCAGCUUCUCACUGAUUCCAAGUGGUCCACAGCUUUGGCUGUUGCUAAGGCCAACAGGGGCACUAUCACUAAUGAUAUCAUUACCACUGCUGCGGAGGACGACGAUGUCACUAAUAUUUUGAACCUGUACUGUUGCCAUUUGAUCAAGGCUAUGCCAGACAUAUUUGUUGUGACUGAACAAGACUUGGGAGAGACUGUUUCAAAGCUGAUGCAGGGCCUGUAUCAAGUUUUAGGUGCUGUAAACAACAUCGAAGAGAAACUUAGAUCAAUUGAUAGGCAAAAAUAA
Nezara viridula (southern green stink bug) is the source of this 4854-nucleotide messenger RNA. The record is from the annotation of a GenBank genome assembly. Lineage: Eukaryota; Metazoa; Arthropoda; Insecta; Hemiptera; Pentatomidae.